Molecule: messenger RNA, 1863 nt
Organism: Pollicipes pollicipes
Lineage: Eukaryota; Metazoa; Arthropoda; Thecostraca; Pollicipedomorpha; Pollicipedidae
Exons: 7
Coding region: 124-1041 (305 amino acids)
Source: RefSeq, a predicted model, not a curated record
CCAGGUCAGAGCGCGUCCCCCGGGCACACACGCAGGACAUUCGGGCAUUGUCUGCGCCGCCGGGUACGCGCAGGACAGAUCGUUUCUAACGUCGUCGCAGCCUAUUUCAUUUUCACUGCCAAGAUGCGUCUGUUAGCCGCGUUGGGUCUGCUGGCGCUAGCACGCCAGGUCAGCGCGGAGGCGACGGCCAACCCCCUCAUCAGCCAGCAGAUACCGCGCUCAGCCAAGAUGGGCGACCAGCGCGCCGAGUACUACGCUCAGAAGUAUGCCAACCACCCGCGUGCCGGCGCCGCCGGUUUUGUGAAGGACCAGGGGAGCAAAUCUUCUUCCCCAAUCCCAGUGUACACGGAGGCCCCCAGCAGAAUCGAGACUGACUACAGUCCGUACCUGGAGGAUGGCGCCGAGACAGCCACCUCCGUGCGGGGCAAUGAGACGGCACGCUUCUUUGGCCUGUCCACAACCAACCAGGAUCUGCAGCUGGGGCUCCAUUUCACGGUGCCCUUCCUGUCGGUGCCCCUCGGCUCGCUGCUCGGCCAGUACACGGACUGGUCGUCGCUACUGCAGGUCAACUGGCCCAGUCUGGUGGCACUGGGCGUGGUGCUGCUCGCUGCUGUCGUUAUCAUCCCCUGGCUGGCCUCCAAGGUGUCGGGCGGCAACCUGCCCAGCUACCUCAACCUCAGCAACUACGGCAGGGCCGACGACGGCGGUGACGCGGAGGCGCCCACCCUGAUGGCCCGGCUAGACGAGGCCCUGCAGAAAUACGACAUCGACUCCACCGCCUGCAUGCAGCGCGGCGUGUGCACGUACGUGCGCGAGGCGGCCACCAGCGUCAAGGAGGGUCGCGCCGGCUCCAAGGACCUCAUCCUGGACGGCAUCGCCAGCAACUCGUACAUCAACUCGUGGUUGGACGGGACGUCGCUACAGGAGGCUACUAAGGCGGGCCGAUCAGGCGCCAACUGCGCCACGACCUACGCCAAGUGCCCGCUCACCGCCAACAGCGUCUACCGCGCACUGGCCAAGUACAUCGGCAACGCUGUCUAGCUGACGCUCCACCCGCCAUCUAUCGGUAACACCGCUCCGCCUGCCAUCUACCAGCUGCACGACGAAGACGAAUGAGCGCGGACGACAGAGCGACCGCGGGGGAGCGCGUGAGUUGCGGCCUACGAACUGGACAGAGUGGGACGGCAGUGGGCACGGCUGCAGAGCAGACGUCAGAUCGCAGCAGGACAGCAAACCAAACGGCGUAGGUUAGCAGAAAUGCGCAAGGAAACUGACGAGAGAGGACUACGGAUGAAACUGACGGCUGACCAAGCAAAACAGAAAGGUAGAACCAGCUAAUUGGGGUAGACAGACUGGCCAGACGAAAUACAUGACAGAGUAGGACACAGUUUCAGAAGACCAUCGGACAGAUUGGUUGUGACAACGGUCAGACUGGUUGAGACAGCGGUCUGGAGGAUUUUUUUGGGUGGAAAGGACAAGAAAACAGACGAGACGAACCGGAAGAAACACGACAGCGCUGAAGCGACGUGCGACCAGAUAUGCCAGCACACAAUACUGUGCGGAAGUAGACAACACCGUACAGUAGCGCAGAAGCGGAGAAGUGGACCAGACAGACGCCGGCUAGACCAGUCAAUGGAGAGGCCAGACGCCGUUCAGACAGGACAGGGGACCGCGUGGUAAGCCAUCGUGUACGCCUGAGGCAAUGGCUGAAGCUUACCAACGCAGAACGGAAGGAAACCGACACCGGCUGACGGCAGCCCACAGCGUCAUCUGACCCAGCAGAGCAAGACGUUACCUGAGCCUGCCAGGAGCAGUCAGCUGGCGUCAACCGGUGACCGACCCUCGGCGCCCUGCGGCGAUCGG